AUGUUUCAGGUACCACAAAAGCGGACCGCCGAAGCACUGAACGCCGGCUUUUCAACUUUCCCGGCCAACCCGCUCCUCCCUCCCCCUCUUCCCCAGGCGUUGAAGCGCGUUGGGUCGAGCAGGGUGCGGCUGGGUCUGCUCUCUGUCAUCGUGGGAUGGAAGGGUGCUGAAAUAUCUGCUCCAUUUCCCGCUUCUCCUCCAUCUGUCUCUAAAGCCACACUGAUCAACCCCUCGCUCUCGCCCUUCCCUCCUUUCCCCUUCCCUCCUUUCCCCUUCCCUCCUUUCCCCUUCCCUCCUUUCCCCUUCCCUCCUUUCCUCUCCCCACCUGCCUCUCCCCACUCUCCCCGCCAGGUGUUGAAGCGUGUCAGCUCGAGCAGGGUGCGACUGGGUCUGCUCUCAGUCAUCGUGGGAUGGGUGCUGGGCUAUCUAGCUGUCGCCAUAAUUGCCAACCACAGGCGGACCACACAGUAUGGCAUGGACGAUGGGGUGGGGGAUGAGCUAGCAGGCAUCGCCAUCCGCCCCCGUCCCCCCGGCCUCCUAACCACCGACCCCAUGGAUUACCCCAAACCCAAAGUCUUUUUCGACAUCAACAUUGACGGGCGGCCCGCGGGCAGAAUAAUCUUCGAGCUCUUCACCAAGCAGGCGCCCCGGGCAGCGGAAAAUUUCCGGGCGCUGUGCACGGGGGAGAAAGGGCGGGUGCCGAACGAGCCGGGCAGGGAGGGGGCAGGAUUGCCGCUGCAUUACAAGGGAGCGGAGUUCUACCGAGUGAUUGACCGGUUUAUCUGCCAGACUGGGAUCAACACGGAGAGCAUCUACGGGGGCAGCUUCAAGGACGAUCCUCUAGCUCUGCUGUUGAAGCACAAUAAGAAGGGCUUGCUAUCAGCAGCCAACAUUGGCCCAGAUACCACCACCACUCAUUUCUCUAUCGUGGUGGCUCCGGCACCACAUUUAGACGGGCAUUACCCCAUCUUUGGCCAAGUGGUGUCUGGUUGGGAAGUUGUAGAGCGGAUAAACAAGCUCGCAAAGCCUUCUGGUUCAGGGGAUGAGCGUCCCCGUUUACCAGUGGUGAUUGCGGAUUGUGGCGAGAUCAAAUGA
Closterium sp. Naga37s-1 is the source of this 1095-nucleotide messenger RNA. NCBI's taxonomy places the organism in Eukaryota, Viridiplantae, Streptophyta, Zygnematophyceae, Desmidiales, Closteriaceae. The record is from the annotation of a GenBank genome assembly.